Eleginops maclovinus (Patagonian blennie) is the source of this 2583-nucleotide messenger RNA. It is a transcript of the gene nkx3.3, whose product is annotated as NK3 homeobox 3. The coding region runs from base 185 to 988 and encodes 267 amino acids. Gene Ontology annotation, molecular function: RNA polymerase II cis-regulatory region sequence-specific DNA binding; DNA-binding transcription factor activity, RNA polymerase II-specific. Gene Ontology annotation, cellular component: nucleus. Gene Ontology annotation, biological process: regulation of transcription by RNA polymerase II; cell differentiation. The record is from RefSeq and is a predicted model, not a curated record. Lineage: Eukaryota; Metazoa; Chordata; Actinopteri; Perciformes; Eleginopidae. The transcript has 2 exons.
ACAGGUCUUGAUGUAGUCUGUUCAUUAGCAGACCGGACUUAGCUCACCACAAUUAAAUUAGUGCAAUUUGCCAGCUGUGAAACAUCGAUCAGUAAGGACCUUUGUUUUGGAGGGGAUUAUCCCUCGAUGCCUCCAAGUAAAUCUCAUGCGAUCUUGAAGCACAAUCCAUGCUCUCAUUAAAAUCAUGACAUUGAGUUUUUCGUCAUUUUCAAUACAAGACAUCCUCAGCCGACGUGAUGCCGGAGGGAAGCCCGGUACCAAGAGUACAGAGGAGCUUUGCACGGCAAAGCGCAACAUCUGUACAGGGCAUGGCACGAGAGUCUCGGGUCUGUCCAAAGACGCGGAUGAGAACAGCAUCUAUCCAGGGAGACUCCCCGCUGAUCUCAGGGUGCCUUUGGGAAACCUCCGAUCUGUUGCUCUCAAAGAGGAGUCCACAGGAGAGGAGUCUGAACUCAGAAAAGGGACUGCAGAGCAGCAGCCACACUGUGUGGAUCUGGAUAAACGUCUGAAAGCAGAGGAGGCUGAGGAAGGAUGCCACCUCAGCGGGGAGACGGUGAGCUGUUCAUCCGAUGAGCAGCAGUGCAGGCCCGGUGCAAAGAAGCGCACCAGGGCAGCCUUCUCUCACGCACAGGUCUACGAGCUUGAGCGUCGGUUCAACAUGCAGCGCUAUCUUUCAGGUCCCGAGCGGUCCGGCUUGGCAGAGGCUCUGAAGCUGACAGAGACCCAGGUGAAGAUCUGGUUCCAGAACCGGAGAUAUAAAACCAAACGGCGCCAGAUGGCAGCCGAGCUGGCGGGGUGCAGCUCACCAAAGAAAGUAGCAGUACAAGUGCUGGUGAGGGACAAUCAAAAGCAGUACUAUCAGGCCAAUGGACUACAAUUCCCAGUGACUGUGCCUCUGUACCAGCAGGCCUACCGAUACCAGCCCUGCCUGCACUACUAUUGCCAGCCCUGGAGCCUGAGCAGCAGGUCAUGUGGGGGGAUGUUCUGAGCUGCUGUUUACUGCUGAGGACACAUGACUUGGACAAGUGUAGUUCUCUCCACACUCAACCUGUUGGCAGCUUUCUGUAUGGAUCACACGCUACUGGGAUUGUACUUGUACCCCCCCCCCUUUCUUUUAUAACUAGAAGCCUGUUUAGCAUUUUGGCCUGCUUUUCAGGUUUUCUAAAAUGCCAAUGUCUUACAGCAUGACUAGUUAAAUUUCGAGUUAAUCAGUGAAUCAAGGCAAUUUAAAGGAUAAUGAUAACAAAUCAUCAUCGUUAUUAUUAUUAUUAUUAUUAUGAUACAUUAUUAAGUGUUAGCCUUCAGUAAUGUAGUUUGCAUAUAAGAGGCAUUACAAAGCUCUGUAAAUUGAUAAGAUUAUUAUUGUAUCAUGAAAUGUUUUUAUAUGAAAGACAGAAAGAGUUUCCAUAAAAAUAAUUAUGUAAAAGCUAACUACUGCUGAUCUGUUCUUUAAAAAGAACAAAACAAAACAAACAUUUUUCCAUCUUUUUGUUUAUUAAUAUUAUUUGAUCAAUUUAAAGAAAGAACUGGCGGGACUUUGAAGGGCAUCUGAAACAAGUGUUGUGUUUGGGUUUUUUUUUUUUGUCAGAGGGUAGGGUUGGACAUAGAGUGAAGGGGAAAAGCAUUUGGGUGAUUUUCAUUUCAAGGACAAAUUCCAAAUUAAGUAUUAUCAAUGUUAGGGAGGGAGUUGUAACACUGUAAAAGGAAAUUUGAGAUGUAAUACUCCUCAACAUCCCAGUUAUUGUCCAAAUGUUCCUGAAUAUUUAACUUUGAGUGGAAAAAAGAAUGAAAAAUAUAUUUUUAAAAAUAAUCUUACAUUUAAGUUCCCCUAAUAAUUCAUUCUUUUAAAUGUGUCAAAUAAUACAAAUAAGGCAGAUUAUAAGACAGCAGGCCCCUGGGAACCAGCAAUGUGGCUUCCUCAGAGUUUAGGUGUGCAUAUUAGUUUCACAGCUGCACAAAAGUAAAAUUUAGCUGAGGGGAUAAACAAUCACUCCCUCCGUUAUUGAGAUGAAUGACUAAAGCUUGACUAUGUAAAAACAAAACGUACACCUUCAGGAGCACAUGAAAUAACUCAAGUAGAUCUAAAGAGAGGGUACGUUUGAAAUCAUUUGCAAAUGAUCUACAAAAUAUAUCUGGGUAAAUAUAUAUCUAAUCACCUUGCCCCCUCUUCAUCCAAAGCAAUUGCUCCUACACGGCCCAUAGAAGGAUCUAUAUGUUAUUCCUCUCUUAAUGACAGCCAGUUACAGUCUAAGAGACCAGACAGAACAGAAAGGAAUCCUGAAUUUAUACAAACCCAAUGAGAGAAAGUAGCCUAAAAAACAUGGCAGACAAUCGGACAUUUUUAGAAGGUAUUUAUUGUAUUUACGGGACAUCUUUGUUAAUCAUAAAACUCUGCACCUUCAAAAACAUAUUCUUUACGUUAGGUUUAUGGAUCUUUGGGAGAGAUUGUCAGCAUGAAAAUAUCACGUACUGUAAAAAGUUCCAAGUAAAGACAUCCUUACAAAACAGCCGAUUUAGUUUACAGAUGUUGGCAAUGUGCUAAAUGGACAAAUUUCAAUACUUAUAAAGAUGAUGGUAAAUAUU